UGACGUAUUUACUUACGGGAGGACGUGAUUUUUCACACAGGUGCUUCAUCUGCUUGCCAGUGCGACUAUUUGGGGAAGAUAAGCUGCGCCUCCUCACUCCUGAGCCGUUUCAUGUUUCUUCCUUCAGCAUCCUCGCUGGUUGACGUGCAGUUUUAGUCUGUGCAGCCAAAAAGAAGAAGAAGAAGAAGAGGAAGAAGAAGAAGAAGAAGAAGAAGAAGAAGAAGAAGAAGAAGAAGAAGAAGAAGAAGAAGAAGAGAAGAAGAAAAAAGGAAACAAAUUGCUACUUCUGCCUGCGAGUUUGUGAAUAAUUCUUGAGGUUUUUAGGGCACCUUUUCCAAAGCAAAGAGAUAUUAGACAGACGAGGGCUGAAAAAGAUGCUUUAUUGUUCUAAACAAAUAGUUCAGUCCUUGUUCUUUGGAUGCCUGGCUUUUCUUGCUGUGACCUCUGUUGUGAACGCAGAAGGUCGUGUGUUUGUUUUAGACCCGAGCAGCUUGCAGGGCUUCGGGGAACCAGAGCAGGCGUGUGCCUCGCAAAAUGCCCGCUUGGCGUCAGUGGAAGAGCUCCGUCAAGCCGUGCUGGAGUGCUUCUUCUCUCACUGCACCCGCGGGUGGCUCUACGGAGGCACGGUGGGGACGACAGUUUGUAAUGCUGAGGGGAGUUCACUGAAGGCUGUUAACGUGAAGACAGAAAACGCUACAGAGGACACUGCACACCUGAGUGCCUUCUGCAUGAAAGACAAAGCUGUGACCUGUGGGGAUCCUCCAUCGUUCCCCAACGCCCGUCUGCAGGAUCACUCAGGGUUUGAGAUGGGAGACGAGCUGCUGUACACGUGCACACCCGGUUACGUGAUGCCCAGCGGUCACUCUGCCUUCAGCCUGCUGUGUGACAGCUGCGGCCAGUGGUACGGGACUGUGCAGAUUUGCAUUAAAGGUGCAACUGAAACCCAUGUAGACUAUGAAGACAAGUUUGAAGAUUCCUAUGAAGAAACAGAUCAUGAUCAUGACAGUCAAGAAGACAUAUUCAGAGAUACUUCUCAAAAAGGGAAGGGGAUUCUGCAGCAGCAAGAAACAAAAUUUUGGGUCAAUGUAGAAGAGGAUGACCAAGAUCGCCAUGAAGUGCAUGAUAUUGGAGUAAAGGUGAUUAAUAGCAGUAGAACCUUUGGAGGAACUGUGGAUGAAGUAGCAAUGAGAGAGGAAGAUGCUUUCACGGUCCAUCCCAGGUUUGAGCAGGACAGUACCAAGUUGGUCCGGACUGGUGCAGCUCCAGCCACGAAGGAGCCUGUUUCUCUUCUCUCCCAAAAACACAUGUUCUGGUUCCCCUCUGAGGCUUUCCAGGAGGAGGUACCGCCCAUCGCCAGCGACUCAGUCACACAAGCAACACAGAGAGCUUCUGGUGCCCUGUCUGAGGAGAGCAAAGAAAGCGAGAGCCAAGAAAAGCUGGAAAGCACCGACUUUGUCGAUCGUGUCGAUCGUGACGAUCAUGACGAUCAUGACGAUCAUGAUGAUGAUGAGAACAGAAAUAAAGAUCAAGAUGAUAAAAUAUAUGACAGAGAUGACAAUGAUGAUCAGGAUGACAGCCGCCAUGAUGACCUGGACAUCCAUGAAGACGAUCGUACCGAUGAUCACGAUAAUCAAGAUAAUCACGAUGAUCACUAUAAUCAUGAUGAUCAUGAUGAUCACCAUGAUCACCAUGAUCAUGAUGAUCCUGGCAGUCGCCAAGAAGAGGAUUUUGAUGACAAUGUGAAGCAACCGACUCACUACGACAACUCGGACAGACCUGAUCGGGACAGAGACGAUGAUGAUCAUGAUGACCAUUAUGACAUGGGCGAGCACGAAGACGGCAGUGAUCGCACCAAAGAAUACGAUGAUCGUGAUGCUGCAUACGACGAUCACCCAAGUCAGGAGGAUCAUGAUGAUGAUCACAAAGACAAUGAUGGAGAACAUCCUGAUAAUUCAGAACAACAUCCAAAAAGUGACGAUCAUGAUGAUGGAGAGGAACAUUAUGAUCACGAUGAAGACGACAUUCACGAUGAUCGUGAAGACAAAGACGAGGAGAGCUAUGACGACCAUGAUAGCCAUGAAGAUGAUGAUCAUCACCCACAUCUAAUCAUUUCUGUAGCCAAUGAGCGGCGGCCAAACAUCACCCAGAGGGAAGCAGGAAGUAAGAGCACUAAAGAUAAUACUUGGCUUGAUGGAUAUCCUGUUGAUCUAUUUGACACAGAAAAUAGCGAUUCCACAAAAGGGCAAAUGGGAAGCAGUAUGGCAAAGACAACAGACAAACCCAACGAUGUGGAAGUACGUAAACGGGUUCCUCACUUCAGUUUCUCAGACGGAGAUAUAUCCUUCACUAUGACACCUAAAUCCGACCAAGGGAGGGAGAGGAAGAACUGGCCUGGCUCCAGGACUCCAGCUACCUCAUCUGACCAUUUAGAGCGCUCAAACUCCCCCUCAAACUCCGACACCCUGGAUUACGACACACAACAAGUUCCUCCCACCCACUCCUGGCUGGAUGACCUCACCAAUCACCCUUUCCUCGAUCACGGCCCAGCUCCCCCGGUGCAUGAUGGGAACACGUUUCCUGGAGUGAUGGAGGAACACACUGUGGACGAUCUGCCAGGUAUGAUGGGUGAGAUGGAAGGAGAGAAGAGGAAGACGAUCUGUGUGGGUGAGGACUGUCCGCCUCACCCUCCAAGCUCAACCACCCAAGGGGCGAAGGUGGCCGCCAUCAUUGUGGCGGUGUGUGCCGUGGCCACCGCGGUCAUCAUCGGAGUUUGGUGUUUCAGGCGGAAACAACAGAAAAGUUCACUGUACGAGAUGAACGGGAAAGGUCAAAACCAGAGCAGACCGGGCCAACAGAUAGAGAUGCAGCAGAAAGUGUAGGAGUGGAGAACGAGGACGUUAAUGAAGAGCAGAGACAUUUAAAGAUAGAAGAAUUAAGAUAAACAAGAGGAAUGAACUUCCCUUCAUCACGUUAGACACUACUGCAGGUGUGGACACUUUGGGUUUGAUAACUAGCUGCAUUUCUGCUUCAGUGAAAAAAAGCCUUGCUGAGUUAGCUAUAAAUAUACCCCCAUAUUAUUACUUUAAAACUUCUGCAUUAGCUGGAUGCAAACGGGCUGUGCCUAAAACAAAGAGACUAGAAAAUACAGGGAAGCUAUUCCUCCAUGACUAUAUCAACUGGGACUCCCAAAUUUAAAUGUUUUCAUCAUUUUAGUGAUGCUUGUUUGUAUUUCCUUGGGUUUCUGCUGUUUUUUAAACUGUUUUGAAUGCCUUGAUGCUUUGCUGUAAAUCAAGAAUGUCAACCCUUGGAAUCCAUUGUCAUAAAAGCUUUAGAUCUGUUGAAUCUUCAGUACGCCUGAUUUACAUAAAUGCUUUUAACAGGUAUCUGCACAACUUGAUAAUAUUCUCCAGUUAUUUGAAUCAGGUGCAUUGUACAGGGUCAUGUAUAUACAUAAACCCCAACUAACAUGUGGUUAAAUGUCUCUUUGUGCCUUGAAGACAAGCUUUUCGUAGCCACCAACAAACUUCUGACCACUCUUUUGGGAGAGUUAAUUUAAACUGGCAGGUUUUCUGGCGUGGUGCACCAAUUGUCAACAGGAUUUAAGACGAGGUUUUGCUUUGCUAACUCUAUGCUAACAAGAUUUAGCCAUUCCAAAACCAGUGUUGAUUUACAAUGGAGGUCAAUGUUUUGUUUGGACAAUGUGGUGGGAAAGCAGCGUUUGGUAAUCAUUUAUUCCACAACAAACAUCCAUCUGACCAAAACUAUUACCCUAUUUUACUGAACUAUUCUUUUUUUUUUUUUUAGUUUAAAAUAUGCACUUUAUUCCAUGUUAUUUACUUAUAUAACAUGACUGCUAUGACCGUGCAGCAAAACAUAAUCCACCAUUCAUUUUACUUCAUUGCUGGCUCAUUGGGUAAUGCAAAGUAAGUUACAGUAACGCAGACAUGAACGAUAAUGCAAAAAUAAUCAAAACAGCACAAAAUAAGAGUUGUGCUGGGUCGGCUGGUGAACUUGACCCCAGUUGGCCCCCCAAAUGAAACUCUGCUUAGGAACUGCUUUAAAAAUGGGCUGGGUCUGAUCAGCAUCACCGUUCACAGUGAAACCAGUUUUACUUCACCAUGAACUGAGAGGCUUUGAGAUGUCAUAUACUGUGAAAUGGAGCUACGUAAAUAAAUUGAAUGGAAUGGAAUGAAAUUGAACUU
Molecule: messenger RNA, 4202 nt
Organism: Poecilia latipinna (sailfin molly)
Lineage: Eukaryota; Metazoa; Chordata; Actinopteri; Cyprinodontiformes; Poeciliidae
Gene: susd5
Product: sushi domain containing 5
Exons: 5
Coding region: 375-2879 (834 amino acids)
Biological process (GO): cell adhesion; Notch signaling pathway
Molecular function (GO): hyaluronic acid binding
Source: RefSeq, a predicted model, not a curated record